UGUCUGUUUUUAUUGUAAACGAUAACACAAGGGGUAUUUAUUAACAUCGAACUUUCAUAUUUUGGUUUCAAGUCGCAUUUGAAGAAUCAGCAAUGAGACUGCUUUUAGCAUUGGGACUUUUAUUUGCCGGCACUGAGGCCAGCACAGUUUCAUUAUACAACUCUGAAUCUAUUAUAAGAACUGUAAAUAAUGCAAACGCAGCAUGGAAGGCAGGACAUAAUUUUGCGAAAGAUGUCCCGCUGGCAUAUAUCAAAGGCCUUCUUGGGGCUAGGAAGUCAAUAGUUAAUGAACUACCAGUGAAAUCGUACGAUGACCUCACAGACUUUAAAAUCCCUGAAGAAUUUGACUCUCGAAAACAUUGGCCAAAAUGCCCCACAAUUAGGCACAUUCGUGACCAGGGUACCUGUGGAUCUUGCUGGGCAGUAGCUGCAGCUUCGACUUUUUCAGAUAGAGCCUGUAUUGCUUCUAAUGGUACAUUUAAACAACCUCUUUCAACAGAAGAAUUAUUAGCUUGCUGUGAUAAAUGUGGUUUUGGAUGCCAAGGAGGAUACACCGAUGAAGCAUGGAAAUUUUUUAGGGAUCACGGUGUGGUCACAGGUGGUGAUUAUCAUUCCCACGUUGGAUGCCAACCGUACCAAAUUCAACCUUGUGAACACCAUAUAAAAGGCAAAAGACCAGAGUGUUCUUCUCUUCCAUUGUCAUCUACCCCGAAAUGCAAGAAGGCCUGUCUAAACCCACAAUUCAAAGGAAAAUUCAAACAGGAUCAUCAUAAAGUCAAAACUGCGUACACACUCAAUAGCACAGUUACCAACAUACAGAAGGAAUUAAUGCAGUUUGGCCCGGCUGAAGUGUCAUUCAUGGUCUAUGAAGAUUUUCCUACUUACAAAGAAGGUGUAUAUCAUCAUGUAACAGGAAACCUAUUAGGUGGCCAUGCCGUAAGGCUCCUUGGUUGGGGAACAGAAAACGGAACACCGUACUGGCUCAUCGCCAACUCAUGGAACACAGAUUGGGGUAACAAAGGUCUUUUUAAAAUCGUACGUGGUAAAAAUGAGUGUGGCAUUGAAGAUGAUGUCGUAGGAGGCCAACUUGAAGUGUGGGAGAUGGACAGCUCGUCUAGUUUGGGACCCCUGCUGUACAGCCUGAGAGGAGACAUGGAGGGGUUGACUACUUUGCCACCCGAUUCCUGGCAGGGCAUGGAAUGCCAUGAACUGGAGAUAGUCAUAGGACAGAUCACACUGGAGAAUGUCGUUGGAAUCAUAAUCACCACAACAGGUGGCAAGGAUGGUGGCCUUCAUGAACAUGGUCCUGCUAUGUACAAAGAAAACAAAUUAAUAGGCAAUCCAAAAUGGACCAUGGUUUCAUUCACAAAGAUCUUGAAGUCUACAUUAUUAUACCACUUUCAUACUUGCUUUUCUUCUGAUACCAUUUGCUUUGCCACAAGACAUCUUUUUUCGUAUUUGAAACAUCAAAACAUAGCAAUGAGACUGAUUUUAACAUUUGGACUUUUAUUUGCUGGCUCUGAGGCCAGCACAGUUUCAUUAUACAACUUUGAAUCUAUUAUAAGAACUGUAAAUAACGCAAAUGCAACAUGGAAGUCAGGACAUAAUUUUGCGAAAGUUGUCCCAGUGGCGUAUAUCAAAGGCCUUUUUUGGUCUUGGAAGUCAGAAGUUAAUGAUCUACCAGUGAAAUCGUACGAUGUCCUCACAGACUUCCCAGAAGAAUUUGAUUCUAGAAAACAUUGGCCCAAAUGUCCCACAAUUGGGCACAUUCGUGACCAGGGUGCCUGUGGAUCUUGCUGGGCAAUAGCUGCAGCUUCGACUUUUUCAGAUAGAGCCUGCAUUGCUUCUAAUGGAACUUUUAAGGAGCCUUUAUCAACGGAACAAUUAUUAGCUUGCUGUGAAGAAUGUGGUAAUGGAUGCCAAGGAGGAUACACCGAUGAAGCAUGGAUAUUUUUUAGGGAUCAUGGUGUGGUCACGGGUGGUGAUUAUCAAUCCAAUGUUGGAUGCCAACCGUACCAAAUUCAACCUUGCGAACACUACAUGAAAGGCAAAAGACCAGAGUGUUCUUCUCUUCCAUUGUCACCUACCCCGAAAUGCAAGCAGACCUGCCUAAACCCACAAUUCAAAGGAUCAUUCGAACAAGAUCAUCAUAAAGUCAAAACUGUAUAUACAGUUAACGGCACAGUUGCCAGCAUACAAAAGGAAUUAAUGCAGUUUGGUCCAGUUGAAGCGAGGUUAAUGGCCUACGAAGAUUUUCUUACUUACAAAGAAGGUGUAUACCAUCAUGUGACAGGACAAUUUCUGACUAGACAUUCCAUAAGGAUCCUUGGUUGGGGAACAGAAAACGGAACACCGUACUGGCUCAUCGCUAACUCAUGGAACACUGAUUGGGGUGACAAAGGUUUUUUCAAAAUACUAAGAGGGAAAAAUGAGUGUGGCAUAGAAGAGAAAGUCAUAGCAGGCCAAGUUUAAAAUGUAUUAAGGAUU
Cimex lectularius (bed bug) is the source of this 2486-nucleotide messenger RNA. RefSeq lists its product as uncharacterized. The transcript has 13 exons. Gene Ontology annotation, cellular component: lysosome. Lineage: Eukaryota; Metazoa; Arthropoda; Insecta; Hemiptera; Cimicidae. The record is from RefSeq and is a predicted model, not a curated record. The coding region runs from base 93 to 2471 and encodes 792 amino acids. Gene Ontology annotation, biological process: regulation of catalytic activity. Gene Ontology annotation, molecular function: cysteine-type endopeptidase activity.